Molecule: messenger RNA, 1189 nt
Organism: Aspergillus japonicus CBS 114.51
Lineage: Eukaryota; Fungi; Ascomycota; Eurotiomycetes; Eurotiales; Aspergillaceae
Product: alpha-ketoglutarate dehydrogenase subunit KGD4
Exons: 2
Coding region: 344-703 (119 amino acids)
Biological process (GO): 2-oxoglutarate metabolic process
Source: RefSeq, a predicted model, not a curated record
CCCCCCCCUCUUCCUCCUCCUCCUACUCCUCCACCGUCUUCACUUAAUUCAAUCCCUCUCUUCCACCCCUCAAUCUUCCUCCUCCUCUAUACUUACAGUCCUCUCUCGCCGAUUGCCUAUAUAAUUGCCUUCAGAUCAUUCCUGGAAUCUAUCAACUUGCCGUACCUACGAUCAAUUUCCCGCCCUUACUCAUUUCUCCACCCGGUUUUUAUCGCCCACAUCGGUCGCUUCGGACAGUCCCGGAAAGCUCCCUCGAGUGCUCAACACGCCAUUCUUUCUCUCUCCCUAGACCUCUUCUCCAGUCGACACAACCCGAUCAAAAUUCUUAUUUUACACCAUCACGAUGCACGCCACCAUGGUCCUCCGUAACGCUGCUCGCACCCCUCUCAUCCGUUUCCUCGGAAAGCGCUCUGUGCCUAAGUCCAUUGACCACACUCCUCGUGCUCACCCGGCUUCUCCUACUGGUGUCCUUCCCGAUUCCUUCGCCGCCUAUCGCUCCAAGGCUCAGCAGCAUGGUCCCCUGGGCCGUGCCUCUUUCUCCCAGGGCAUCGGUCGCGCCUCGGGCGCUUCUCUGGGGCCCAUCCACCCCAAGCAGGGCGAAUUCUUCGACCGUGCUGAGCUGCCCUCCCGUUUCCACCGUCUGCCCUGGACCGAGGCCGAGAUUGAGGCCGUUGAAACCGGUGGUGCUAGCCUUUUCGCCUAGAUGCCAAAGAAUGUCCAAUGAGGAGAUGACGCGACGAUAAAGGUCAUUUAACAUUGACGGGAUGCACGACAAAUGAUGUCACGUUGCGAUGAGAGACUCGUGGCCUGGGCCACGGCACCUGCGCGCCCGUGUCAGGAAGGACUACCAGGGACUCCGUGAGGGUCACCGUCUUCCCUCGCAUCACCUCAACUUGCACGUCACUUUAUUCGGGACCGGAAGCACUGUCGCAUACCUGUGAUGGGUCACUCAGUUGGCAUGCCCAGCCUGGAGGCUGAUCUGGUCCCUCCUCUCUUCUUUCCGCCUCUGCUUCUCUCAUUCUCUGAUUCGAACAUGGCGCUGGUGGUUGCUAGUCUUCAUGCUUAGCGGUUUAGGAUUUUUGUUCUUCUUUUGGGGCGUGCUUGCUACAUGUGGGAUAAUCUUUUUUCUGUCUGUUUGGGACAUGAUGAGCUCUAUUGAGAUCUAUUCAGACUUUUGUGUAUAGCUGAG